AUGAGUGAAGAAUUGUCCCCCGAAGUAAUUCAACGAAGAGAUUUGAUUCUGCGAAAUCUUCAAGAAUCCCUUGGCGUCGAUAAAUUAUCGAAACAAUUGGCAACCGAUGGAAAAGUUCCGCAUUUGUAUUGGGGAACGGCAACGACUGGAAAACCGCAUGUCGGAUAUUUGGUGCCAAUGAGAAAGAUUGCCGAUUUUCUCCAAGCUGGCUUGAAUGUCACCAUCCUUUUCGCUGAUUUGCACGCGUUUUUGGAUAAUAUGAAAAGUACUUGGGAAUUGUUGGAAAAUCGAGUUGUUUAUUAUCAGAAUGUUAUUAAAGCGUUGCUUCAGAGUUUGGAUGUUCCGAUUGAUCGAUUGCAUUUUGUUAAAGGGACUACUUAUCAAUUGUCGAGGUUGGCUUCUUUUUUUUUUUUGAUUUAAAAAAAAUAACUCGGUUGAGAAAUUACCUGAAUUUUGUCAAUUUUGAAUUGAAAUUCUUCAGAAAUGUAGAUUUUCAUAAGAUGUUCAGUUAUUUCACAGAAAAUAUCCCUUAUCCCAUUCCAGACGAAUUUUUAAGCCUGAAAAUUGAGCUGAAAAGGAUUUCAGACAUUAUUCUAGAAAUUUUUAAACUUUUCAGAUUAAAAAUAUCAAUUUGAGACGAAAAUUUUGAAUUUCAGCUGAAAAUCGACCUGAAAAUUGAGCUGAAAAGGAUUUUAGUCAAAAUUUAGGCUCUUCAGGCUCUCAAAAGCUCGAUUUUUCAAAAUUUCACAAUUUUUGGCUCAUUUUAUGCUCUUCAUAAAACACAUUUCCCUGGUCAGCAAAAAAAGUGCAUCAAAAUAUUUUGUUCCAGAGAAUACACCAACGAUGUUCUUCGAUUGAGCGCCCAAGUUUCUCAAAGAGACGCCUUAAAAGCUGGAGCUGAAGUUGUAAAGCAAGUAUCAUCUCCUCUUUUAUCCGGUCUUCUUUAUCCACUUCUUCAAGCUCUUGAUGAACAAUAUUUGAAGGUCAGUGAUUUUCUAGAGUUCCCUUCUCACCAAUUUUUUCCCCUAGGUUGAUGGUCAAUUCGGAGGUGUAGAUCAGCGAAAAAUCUUCAUUCUCGCUGAAGAACAACUUCCAAAAUUGAAACUUGGAAAACGUUGGCAUUUAAUGAAUCCUAUGGUUCCUGGCUUGACUGGAACAAAAAUGAGCAGUUCAGAAGAGGAUUCGAAGAUUGAUGUGUUGGAUGAAGCUGAGAAAGUGAGAGCAAAAAUAUUGGGAGCCGCUUGUUCGAGAGAUCAACCGGAUAAUGGAGUAUUGUCGUUUUAUAAUUUUGUGCUCUUCCCAAUUGUUUCGCCGAAAGCGAUUCAAGUUGAAAAUCACGAAUUUUUCGAUUUCGAAUCGUUGAAAACCGCAUAUUUGAGCGGGAAAUUAUCGGAAGAAUCGCUGAAAAAUUAUCUUGCCGAAUUUCUUGUUCAACUUCUAGCCAAAGUUUCCGAAAAAUGUGAUAAUGACGAGGUUCGAAAUGCGAAAGAGAAAGGUUAUCAGAAUAUUGAAGUGAAGAAUGAGAAGAUUGAGGAAAAGCCUGUGGAAUUGGAUGCGAAUCAGAAGAAUUGGGCGGAGAUUUUGUUGCGAAAUGAGAUUUUGAAUAGGGAAUCAUUGGAAGCGACAAUAUCGAAAAUUAGUCAAGAAAGACCGCUGAAAUUAGUUUUUGUUGUGCAUGGAAGAGGAAAAUUCCAUCUUGGAUUUAUUGGACAAAUUUUGAAGAUCAAGGUAAUAUUUACAUGAGUUAUGACGUGGAAAAUUUGGAAUAUUUUUUUGGAAAAACGAUUUUUUUCCCAAGAUUUUAGUUUUGAGAAUGAAAUUUCGAAGAAAAUUCACAAAUUUCAAGAUGAAAAUAAUUUUUGAAGCCUGAAUUUUCAAAUUUUGCCACGUCAUAGCUCAUAUUAGGAACCCCUCAUUUUUAAUCCUAAUGAAAAAAUUAAAAAUAGGUCAAAUCUCAACUCCUAACAUGAGUUAUGACUUAGAAAAUCAGUAUGAAAUUUGUGCCAAAAAAUCAAAAUUUUGAUUAUUUUUUGAAAAUAUUGAAAGAAAAUUACAAAAUUUUCCAAAAAAACUAUUUUUUCCCCAAGAUUUUAGUUUUGAGAAUGAAAUUCUGGAAAAAUUGUUUUUGAGAGUAGAAAAUUCACAAAAUCAAGAAAUCCAGAAUUUUCGAAUUUUGCCACGUUUUUGCUCAAAAAUUUUUAAAAAACUUUAAAAAGAAAUAAUAAAAAAAAAUUUUUUAAUUAAAAAAAAGUCAUAGCUCAGAUUAGAAAUUGAGGAAAGUUAGAAAACUGGGAAUUUUUUUUGAAAAAUGUUCAAUAUUUCUCAAUUUAAAUCCUGAAUUUUCGAUCUUUGCCACGUCAUAACUCAUAUUAGAAGUUGAGCUUUGCAAUUUCAGACAACGGAAUCGUGAUUUUUUUUCUGGAAAAUUCAGUUUCAAACUUUUUCUCUAAUCAUAAUUUUCAGGAACUCCAUGACGCUGGAAUCCCAAUUUCCGCAACAAUUCUAGUAUCCGAUAUCGAAGCAUAUUUGGAUAAUGAAAAAGUUUCAUGGGGAGCAAUCGAUGCGCGAGCGAUUUAUUAUCGAGAAAUGCUGAUCUCUCUUGUCAAACAUCUCAAUUUGCAAGAUUUGGUCAAAAUUCAAAUUGCUUCUGAGAUUGAGGGAUAUUUUAGCAGUGACUAUGUUUUGGAUUUUUAUAAAAUGGCGUCUGCUGUGACAAGAGAUGAAUCAACAAUUUGCGAAGGAACAAGUCUUUCGGGAAAUUUGGUAUCAUUGAUGUAUACAUUGAAUGCAAGACUUGUGCAACCCGAUGUUUUGUUGAUUGGAAAGGAUUCGGCGAAUUUGGCGGAAUUGUCGGCAAAGGUAGAUUUUUAUUGGAAAAAAAAUUAAAAUUAGGAUAGUUUUAAAAAAUUAUCCCAAAGUUUUUUUGAGAUAUAGAAAAUCUGCUCAAUUUUUGAAAAAAAAUGAAAAUUUUUGCACAAAAGGUUUCUGAAAAACUCAAAAUUUUAAAUUUUUAUCGAAAUAAAUAAAUUUUAAUUUUUUCCAACUUUGUUUCCCAAGAAAAUGGCCCAAAUUUUGAUUUUUGUACAAAUUUCAUUAUGAAAAAUGAACACAAUUUUUUUUUAUUUGAAUUUUUUUUUGAAAUUAUCCAUCUGUAAAAACGAUUUUUCCGAAUUUUCUCAGAAACUGAAAUUUUGGAAACAAAUCUUUGAAAAUCGAAAUUUUUUUAUUUUUUUCUGUCAGAUUUUGAUAAAACAAUUUUUAUGAAAAUUGUGAUUUUCUUUAUUUUCAAAAAAUUUAAAAAUAUUCCAAAUUUUAAAAUUUUUGCACAAUUUUCAUUAUGAAAAAAAAACCUGAUUCUGAAAAAAUUCAUUUUUUUUUUUGAAAAAUGUUAUCUUCGAAAUUUUCCAUCUGUAAAAACAAUUUUUUCUCAGAAACUGAAAUUUUAGAAAAUCUGAAAUUCUCUUUGGAAAUCGAAAAAAAUGUUUUUUUUGUCAAAUUUUGAAAAAAAUUUUCAGAAUUUAAAAUUUUUUGUACAAUUUUCAUUAUGAAAAACAUAAUUUUCAAAAAAUUCUUCGAAAUUUUGUAAAUUUUGAAAAACCAAAUUUUUUGUAAUAUCUAAAAAUCUGUUUUUUUUUUUCAAAAAAAAAUUCAAUUUUUCCCCAAUCCCAAAAUCUUUCAGCUUCUCCGCUUCAUCGGUCAAACUCCAGUCGUCCAUUUAGCCACUGAUGAAAUCGUUGGCUGCGAUGGCAAAAAAAUGAGUUGCUCAAACGUCGAUCAACUUUUGGAUCCACUCGACACCCCAAAACAGACAAAAACCAAAAUCGCUCGUUCAUUCUGCGAACCUGGAAAUUUGUCUGGAAAUGUUGCGAUGCAACUCGCACAACAAAUUGUUUUCCGCGUUUUGGCGUUGAAAAACGAAAAAGUUGAGUUGAGAAUUUCGAGAAGUGCUGAAAAUGGCGGAGAUGUUGUGAUUCGUGAUUAUGAGGGUUUGGAAAACGAGUUUGUCACUGGAAGCAAUCCCGAAUUCCCGCUACACCCGGCUGAUUUGAAAAAUGCUGUUGUUGGAGUUAUCAAUCAGUUAGUCUCAUUUUUUUUUGUGAAAAUCUAUAUAAUUUCUGAUAAAUUUCCAGACUUUUCGAUGGAAUCCGCGCUGAUUUUGCUGAAAAGCCACGUCAAAAACUGGUCACUGACGCAUUUACAGUUUCCAAGGGAAAGAAGAAAUAA
Messenger RNA from Caenorhabditis angaria, 4224 nucleotides. The record is from the annotation of a GenBank genome assembly. Lineage: Eukaryota; Metazoa; Nematoda; Chromadorea; Rhabditida; Rhabditidae.